This is a messenger RNA of Mesorhabditis belari, 1263 nucleotides long. The record is from the annotation of a GenBank genome assembly. NCBI's taxonomy places the organism in Eukaryota, Metazoa, Nematoda, Chromadorea, Rhabditida, Rhabditidae.
AUGACUCCUUAUUCACCACCGCCAGCAUUGCCGAGAGUAUGGGAGCCCCUAUUGCAAGUAAUUCAAUCACAUCCACGAUACGAGGAGCCAUUCGUUCGCUGCAUCAAUGAACUUUUCUAUGGAGCUGGCCCAUUGCGGGUACACGAGCGACACUAUAUUGCACUUAUGGCAGCUAGUCGACACCGAUGUUCGUUCAUGUUGAACCUGUUCGAGCGAGAGUUCGAGGCGGCCGGCGGGGAUCUGGGCUGGUUGAAGGGUCUUAAAUUCUGUAAAAAUUCGAAAUUGAUCGUUUUGGAUGAGAUGAAUCGACUACUCGCACAUCAGCCAUGGCUCUGUCUAGCAGACACCAUACAAAGGUUAACGAAAAACGAAAGCGGUCCUCAUCUCUCGCUACAGGAGCUGGUUCACGCGGCAAUUGUCCUCUCACACACGCACGCGUUGUGCUCAUUCGCCGAGGCGAUCGGCGCUGUGCCGAUCGAGAUUAGCAGCUCGGAACGUCAAUCAAUGGCCUCUCGAUGCGAGUGGUUGGCUAGGGACAAGGAGAACACCGGAGCAAGGCGAAAAGGUGAAAUCGAGGAUCUGCUAAAGCGGAUGAAUCGAUUGAGAGCCGUGGCCGCGGACGGAUCAGACGAGCGUGGAAAGGAGACUUUCGAGCGACUUCACGAGCAACCUGAAGACGGCGGCUCUGGAGGUGACUCGCCGACAUCAGCUGGUGAUGGAUCACUUUUGCAAAAUUUUCAGAGAUUUACGGGCAAUCUUUCUUUCACAUACGUCGAUUUUCAAAGUCGCAGUGAUUCGACGAAGACUUUCAAAAUUCACGAAUUUUCAUGGGAUCAGCACGGGUACGUGAUUCUCGAGGAUCUCUACAACGAGGUCACCGGGAAAUUGGACGAAAAGUUCAAUCUCACACAGAAUCUCACAUAUAAAACAAUGGGUCAAUACGAGGAUGUGGACACGUCCGCUUAUCGAAUGGCUGUCUGGAAUUACAUUCAAGCACUUUACGGAAUCCGGCAUGAUGACUACGAUUAUUCGGAAGUGAACACAAUGUUGUCUCGCGAGAUGAAAACUUUUAUCAAGACGGUCGCCUGUUUCCCGCAUCGUGUCACCGAUUCUCUGCGAAACGGGGUCAUGGUUGACUUUAAAGCGUCGGAAAAGGUGCACGUGAUGUUGAUGAUCAUGGAGUCGCGUCUCCAAGCGGCUCUUCUUUACUUCACCCGUGCACUCACCAACUACUACGCGUCUGAUCGUCGAAGCGCAAUGCGA